Messenger RNA from Phragmites australis (common reed), 1508 nucleotides. RefSeq lists its product as uncharacterized. The record is from RefSeq and is a predicted model, not a curated record. Bases 410 to 1273 code for a protein of 287 amino acids. Lineage: Eukaryota; Viridiplantae; Streptophyta; Magnoliopsida; Poales; Poaceae. The transcript has 3 exons. Gene Ontology annotation, molecular function: protein binding.
UUCUUGAUGAACACAAAAGCAAAGCCUAGUCUACUCUUAAGCCGCGCGGCCGUUGCAUGAAUCACACGCAUGACACAUGUUGCAUUUGAAGAGCUUGGGCUCAAGCACCAUGCAUGGCCCUCUCUCCAGAUCGAGCAAAGUCGUCAAUCUUGAACCCCUUUCUUAUGAAUCGAUAACGAGCCACAUCCACACACUCGAACACGCGUUUGCUAGUCAAAGAAUAACCCGCCGACCUAUAUACAACCAAGCGGUUCCAUCUUGUGAAUUGUGAUUUGUGAUAGUUUAAAUCAAGACAAGAGAGGUCAGAUCUCGAGGAAGCCUCUCCGUCUCCUCCUCUCCUCUUCGCUCCUCUCUCUCAAGAAGAGAAAAGUAGCUCUGCAAGAGAGAGAGAGAGAGAGAGAGAGAGAGAAUGUUGCUGAGGAGCUCGUCCACGCCAUUUCUGCACUCCUUCCUCUCCUCCUCUCCUUCGUCCCCUUCCCCUCUGCAGCUCCGCCGAGCCUUCUCCGACAGCCACCUCCCAUCCCUCCACCCGUCCAGGCCCAACGAGGGCAGAAGCAGCGGCGGCGGCGGCAGCAAAACCACCGGCGGCCUCCACACCGAACUCUCCUUCUCCAUCUACAACACAUUCAGCGAAGGCGCACCACUGGCGGCCCAGCAGCCUCACCAAGGUCAGCACGAACAGGAGCAGGAUCAGAGGACGACGGUGCAGCCGGAGCAGCCGGAGCUGCCGCUGUUCCUGGCGAGGGGCCUCGGGAUCGACCGCAUCGCCUCGGGCCUCUUCACCGCCGGCGCCGCCAAGCCCACAGCUGCCUCAUCAGCCAAGAUGGACGGCGUGGAGGAGCGGGUGCAGGACGAGAAGGUGGCCGCGCUGGACGCGCAGUACAAGAGCUUGGUGGACGAGCAGCCCGGCAACGCGCUGUUCCUGCGCAACUACGCGCAGUUCCUGCACGAGGCGAAGGGCGACCCGAGAAGGGCCGAGGAGUACUACUCGCGCGCCAUGCUCGCGGACCCCAGCGACGGCGAGACCAUGUCGCAGUACGCCAAGCUGGUCUGGGAGGUGCACCACGACCCGGAGAGAUCCCUCAGCUAUUUCCAAAAGUCGGUGCAGGCUGCCCCGCAGAACAGCCAUGUCCUCGCGGCGUACGCCAGCUUCUUGUGGGAACAGGACGACGAUGACUGCGGGGAAGGCGAGCAAGGCGGCACGGGUGGAGCGGCACCGGAGCGCGCUACGGGAACAGGGCAAGCGAGGGAGCUGGCCUCUGUGGCCGUCUGAUCCCGCCGGGACACUGCAGGCGUGCUAGCGAUGUGAUGGAACCUGCAAACAAGUUGAACGAAUCGGCGAAUAAAUAAUGCGGCGGUCCGAUAAGUUAAGCCAGCAUGUAAACUCUGAUGGUCUGAUGAACUACAGAUGCCAUAUGUUUUAAAUUUGUGCUGCCUUUAGACAGCAAAGAAUGGCACCUUCAUGGAAGGUCGCGGGCCUCUUCAUUCCUGCAAUAAGUCUGCAAAUA